AGCUCACAUUGUGACGGCUUUUGCGGACCAGUGCUCAUUAGAUCGAGCGAAAAUAAUGAAAAGAAAGCUUGUGAAACACUAUUAGCUUUGCCCUUUUAGCGGUAAUACUAUUUAGACUUUUUUGGGGGGCAUGUCGUUGGAGUUAUUGCCAUUUAUCGCUGAAUAUGUGACGAAUAUCAAAAAUAAGACUAACUCAACCCCGCUCAUAUUUAUAAAGAGUGUGAGCAGGACUGAGCUUCAGGACCUUGCAGUGGAGUUCAGGAAAGUGAAUGUCUUUAGAAAUCACAGCCUAACUGAACUUAUUGUUAUAUAAAUGAUUCUCACAGUCAGUUUCAUUUCACACAGAAAGCAGCACUGAACAUCUAAUGCUGAUCUGUUUAUAGAUCAUUUGUAAAUUCUAACAUGUUCAUGUUCUUAAAAACAGCUUUAAAAAUACUUAAUAGUUUUAUCACGUGAUCUUGAGCUUCACACAAUUUGGCGAUGAUAAAAGCAGAAACGCAGCAGAGACGGGCAGAGCUAAUGGCAGAAAGAACAUUCAACAUUAUCACAGAAUAAUAGCAGAAAUGUCUGAUGGUAUUUAUGACAAUGUGAUCAGGACUGAGUCUGCGGGAAUGAACAGAGAGAGAGUUGAGAUGACGGUGGAAAUCUAUGAGAGUGCAGAUUGUGUGAGAGAUCAUGACUUCAGGACAGAGACAAACACACACCAACCACUGCAGCGUACAGGAAGUGAUCGUGUGAAGAUCAGAAGCUCCAGAGCAGCUCCAGUGUGUUUGGUGCUGCUGUGUGUUCUUCUGCUGACUGCCUUCAUAGUGCUGUGUGUCUACAUCCAUACAAAGAGCACAAAAGAGAGAGAUCUACUAACCAAGAUUACCAGCCUCACAGAAGAGAGAGGUCAGCUACAAAUCAUAGCUUUCAAAACAGAGAAAGAUUUAUUAUCCAAGAAUGAUCUAAUAAAACGUCUUCAUGAAAUGGAUGGAAGGAUUUACAAUCAAUCCAGUUUUUACUACAUUUCAUCUGAGAAGAAGAGCUGGACUGAGAGCAGAAAAUACUGUACAGAGAGAGGAGCAGAUCUGAUCAUCAUAAACAACAAAGAGGAACAAGAUUUUGUUAAGAAAAUGUCUGAUGGUGCUCUAGUCUGGAUUGGUCUGACUGACAGUGAUGUGGAGGGCAGAUGGAAAUGGGUUGAUGGCAGCACACUGACCUCUGGCUUCUGGGGGUCUGGAGAGCCAAAUGGACGUACAGGAGAGAACUGUGUUCUAACUGAUUCAUCAGGAUGGGCUGAUUAUCCAUGUCAUGGUCAUUAUCAAUGGAUCUGUGAGAAAACCAUUAAAACAAGUCAUUAAAUCACAUACUUGUUUAUGAUGUAAAUUACGAACAGACAUAAAGGUCUUUCUCUCUAAAAGACAAUCUAAGCAAGAUAUAUACAUACUGUAUGUUCUCUUCCGUGAAAAUUUAUGGUAACACUUUACUUAAAGCCUUUAUAAUGCAUUAAAAAAGGUAUUUGUAAUGUACGUUAUAAUUCAUUACAUCUUUUCAAUAAUUGUAAUCAAUGUUAAAAUGCAUUAUAAUAAUUACAGAUUCCUUGUUGCAUCUGAAAUUGUUUGUGAUGUGUUUUAAUGCAUUAUACAUUCUAAAGGUGUACCAUAAGUAUUAAAUGUAUUUUAACUGUGGUUAAAAAUUAUUCAUGAGGUCAUACAAUGCAGUGCAUUACAAAGAAUAAUUAAUGCAUUAAAAAAUAAAAAGGCAUUAUACAUAAAUAUUUUAAGUGUUACAAAAGUUAUAUUCAAUUAAUCACUAGUGACACUAUAAUAAAUACAUAAAUACUCUUA
Messenger RNA from Ctenopharyngodon idella (grass carp), 1829 nucleotides. RefSeq names its product CD209 antigen-like protein C. Gene Ontology annotation, biological process: biological process involved in interspecies interaction between organisms. The transcript has 5 exons. NCBI's taxonomy places the organism in Eukaryota, Metazoa, Chordata, Actinopteri, Cypriniformes, Xenocyprididae. The coding region runs from base 564 to 1343 and encodes 259 amino acids. The record is from RefSeq and is a predicted model, not a curated record. Gene Ontology annotation, cellular component: external side of plasma membrane. Gene Ontology annotation, molecular function: D-mannose binding; fucose binding.